This is a messenger RNA of Serinus canaria (Common canary), 957 nucleotides long. RefSeq names its product SIX homeobox 3 (gene SIX3). Gene Ontology annotation, cellular component: nucleus; transcription regulator complex. Gene Ontology annotation, molecular function: RNA polymerase II cis-regulatory region sequence-specific DNA binding; DNA-binding transcription factor activity, RNA polymerase II-specific. The transcript is spliced from 2 exons. The record is from RefSeq and is a predicted model, not a curated record. Bases 1 to 957 code for a protein of 318 amino acids. Gene Ontology annotation, biological process: eye development; brain development; regulation of transcription by RNA polymerase II. Lineage: Eukaryota; Metazoa; Chordata; Aves; Passeriformes; Fringillidae.
AUGGUGUUCAGGUCCCCGCUAGAGCUUUAUCCCACCCAUUUCUUCUUGCCAAACUUCGCCGCCGAUCCGCACCACCGCUCCCUCCUUCUCGCCAGCGGCGGCGGCGGCGGCAGCGGCAGCGGCUCGGGCUGCAGCCCCGGUGCCGGCGGCGGUGGAGGCGGCAGCUCCCGGGCACCCCACGAAGAGUUGUCAAUGUUUCAGCUGCCCACACUCAACUUCUCCCCGGAGCAAGUGGCCAGCGUCUGCGAGACGCUGGAGGAGACUGGAGACAUAGAAAGGCUGGGGAGGUUCCUCUGGUCGCUGCCGGUGGCGCCGGGGGCAUGCGAGGCCAUCAACAAGCACGAGUCCAUCCUCCGCGCCCGGGCGGUGGUGGCCUUCCACACGGGCAACUUCCGAGACCUCUACCACAUCCUGGAGAACCACAAAUUCACCAAGGAGUCCCACGGCAAGUUGCAGGCCAUGUGGCUCGAAGCGCACUACCAGGAGGCCGAGAAGCUAAGGGGUCGCCCGCUGGGACCGGUUGAUAAAUACAGGGUGAGGAAGAAGUUUCCGCUGCCCAGGACCAUUUGGGAUGGAGAGCAGAAGACUCACUGCUUCAAGGAGAGGACUCGCAGCCUCCUGAGGGAGUGGUACCUGCAGGACCCUUACCCCAACCCCAGCAAGAAAAGGGAACUGGCUCAGGCCACGGGGCUCACCCCCACGCAAGUAGGCAACUGGUUCAAAAACCGAAGGCAAAGAGACAGAGCGGCGGCGGCAAAAAACAGGCUCCAGCACCAGGCGAUAGGACAGAGCGGCAUGCGGUCGCUGGCAGAGCCCGGCUGCCCGACACACAGCUCGGCCGAGUCUCCGUCCACGGCGGCCAGCCCGACCACCAGCGUCUCCAGUUUGACAGAAAGAGCCGAGACGGGCACCUCCAUCCUCUCGGUAACCUCCAGCGACUCGGAAUGUGAUGUAUGA